Molecule: messenger RNA, 963 nt
Organism: Fusarium oxysporum Fo47
Lineage: Eukaryota; Fungi; Ascomycota; Sordariomycetes; Hypocreales; Nectriaceae
Exons: 1
Coding region: 1-963 (320 amino acids)
Source: RefSeq, a predicted model, not a curated record
AUGAGCUUUACAUUCAACGGCGUCAAGAAAGACGGCAAUGGCGCCUACUACUACAACGAUGGCGACGUCGAGAGCCAUCGAAUUCCCCUUUCUGACCAAUGCUAUGGUGACGUGCGAAUGAGUCGCGAGCAGCUCGAGGAAUGGUUCGGCAUCAGCAACGACACGCUGCCUGAUCUCCCAGCCUACUACAUCCUGCCCCGCCUCGACAGUACCUGGGGCGGCACUGCCGGUGGUGGCUGGUGGAACGUCACUGGAGACAUUGUCGUGUACAAACCAAUUGAAUGGGUUCCCUCUGUUGCAAGAAUCAGGGACUUUCCCAAGAACAGCAUCGUCACCAACAUCGAAAAGGAACGUGUGGAGACUACAACAACCAAGCUGUAUGCAAAAGCAGAGUUCGCUUUGGAAGUUUCAGCUGGAGGCAACUACAUGGGGAUAAAGGCAGAAGCCAAAGCCAAAACAGAGACUGGUGUCGAGUUCGAGAAAGAGGUUAGGAACAAGGAUACCUACACUCAGAAGGGCGUGGUUGGCGAUGUUGCACUUGUCGAGGUUGCAGUGGGAUUGAUGCUUCGUGUUGAAGAAAUCUACACUCACAACAUCAAAGUCUGGGUUGAUGGCCGCGAAAAAGGUGACUCAUUGGGAUGGCACGGCGGCCCCUCAUGGAAUGAUAUUCAUAUUCCAUCGCGAUCACUCAGCAGAGUAGGUGGCCUCCAGUUCUCGAAAAUCACUAUGACUGGGGGCGGACACUCUGCUGGGCUCUAUGUCCAGACACUUCCAGUUUUUGACGAAAACAAGGAGUUAAAAGAUUUACACAUCGCUCUAAGCAACGUUGGUUGGACGGACUGGUAUGCUUAUGUUGCCGGGAAAAAAGGCCGAAGUUCAGGACGGCAGCUUUUGGCCUACCCCAACUAUCGCCCAUCGACAACUCUGAUGCCACUGAACAAGACACCAGCCAAGACGGAGUGA